AUGUCGCCGCUCGAGUACGCCGAGAAGUUCAAGCACGUCAACUGCGCGGCUUUGGUGCGCAACGAAGCCAACUACCGCGUCAAGGACCCUUCCAACGCGUUCGUCACGAGCCUCCACGCCGAGCUCACGGUCGCUGAUGGCGCCGACUUUGACGAGCGCCUCUUCCGCCAAGCAGUCGAGAACGACCCCGCCGCCGCCGCCAAGUACCUCGACCAGUUCGUCUCGAGUGGCCGGUACGACUAUGCGUUCACGCAGCUCGAUGCAAUUUGUGGUCGGAAGAACGUCAAGUCGUCGGCGUUGUACUCCGUCUUGAACGACUCGAUCGUGGACGACGGUGGCGCCAAGCACGACCUUUUGCAGCACGUCGUGCUGCAGCGUGUGCUGGACGUCAAGUGGGAGCUCUUUGGCGCGCGCAAAUACUACCAGCAGCUGCUCUUGUACAUUCUCAUGGUCGGCGCUGUGCUCACGACGGUCACAUUCGACUUUCGGCUGCGGGCCGCCGUCGUCGCGUCGCGGGCCGUCGAAGAGAGUGACGGGGUCGAGCGCGCUCGGAAGCUCAUCGACUCGUUUCCCGCGCAGCUCACGCUUUGGCUCAUCGCGCUCGUCUUUGCAUUUUUUGCGUUUGUCCAUCUGCGCCAUCUCAAGCCGCGCAAGUUCACCAAGCUCACGCGCUGGAUGUACGACGGCAAGUACGUCUUCGACCCGGCUUUUGCGAUCCCCGAGGCUGCUGUGUACAAGGCCCAGGCCAAAGCGUGGCUGUUCCGGCGCACGCUUCUCUGGACGAUCCUGGUUGCAACGCCGAUCGUCGUGGUGUACGCUCUUGAGCGCCGCGCUGGCAACAACAUGGGCGAUUUGGUGCUCGCGGCGACAGCUUUCCUUGGCUACUGGCUCCUCGCCUUUUACUUUCUGCAUCUCGAAGUCAAGGAGCUUCUCGGCGAAGACCCGUGGCUCGUCCAGCGCCGGGCCAACGCCAACCUUAUUGGCAAGCUCUUUUGGUCGAUCGUCAUCGUCUUGUACGUGCCGGUCACGCCGUUUUUGGUGUCGUACCGCAAGUACUACGCGUCGUCCACCAACAAGCUCCAAGUGCUCACGUACCUCUGCAUGCUCGGCCCCUUCUUCUGGCUCCAGCUGAGCCAGAUUCUCAUCUCGGUAGUCAACUCCGGCGAUCAAGAGUGGCAAUUCGAGAUGUACGCGUGGACCCACGAGGCCUACGUCUGCCUCGGCGCGUGCAUCAUUCUGAGCCUCUGGAUGCUCUCGCUGCAGUUCCUCGAGGUCAACAAGACCGCCGGCUACCUCCUUCCGAUCGUCAAGGACGUCAUGGGCGACGUCUGGGACUUUCUCAUCUUCUACGGUGUCUUCCAGUGCGGCCUCACGUGCGCCUACUACUUUAUCUUUCAGCAAAAGUCGGAUGCGUACAAGACGCUCUGGGCGAGCUUCCGCGCCACGUACUUUGUCAUGUACGGCGAGAACGGCGUCGGCGACUUCAACGCCAAGGACGACACGACAAAGGACCACCUGCUGCAAGGCCCGAUCAUGCAUUUCGGCUUCAUUCUGCGCAUGUUCCACUGCGCGGUCAUGGUCGUGCUUCUGCUCAACUUGCUUCUCGCGAUGAUGAACAAGACGGUCGACCGCAACUGGGCCAAGCUGCAGUCGCGGGCGCUGGCGAGCUACGCGCGCUGCGUGCUGCGCCUUGAGACGAUGCUCGGCCACACGGAAGCGGCGCGCGAGAUGCGCCUUCAGAUUUUGACACCCGCUGGUCCGGUCCUCAACCCGAUUUUUGAAGAGCACAUCUCCAAGCGUCAGCUUACGAUGUCCAUCGCCAAGGACGACACUGAUGAAGACACACGGCGUGACGGACUUUUGACCAAGGUGCACGACUUGUCGAUCCAGAACGCGCAGCUCGAGACGCAAAUCGCCGGUACGACGCAGCGCCUCGAUAGCCAGCUCCACGACGUGCUUGCAGCCAUCCAACGCGCUGCCAAGUAG
This is a messenger RNA of Saprolegnia parasitica CBS 223.65, 1986 nucleotides long. RefSeq lists its product as hypothetical. The transcript has a single exon. Gene Ontology annotation, biological process: calcium ion import across plasma membrane. The coding region runs from base 1 to 1986 and encodes 661 amino acids. NCBI's taxonomy places the organism in Eukaryota, Oomycota, Saprolegniomycetes, Saprolegniales, Saprolegniaceae. Gene Ontology annotation, cellular component: membrane. Gene Ontology annotation, molecular function: monoatomic ion channel activity. The record is from RefSeq and is a predicted model, not a curated record.